Ceraceosorus guamensis is the source of this 2604-nucleotide messenger RNA. RefSeq lists its product as hypothetical. NCBI's taxonomy places the organism in Eukaryota, Fungi, Basidiomycota, Exobasidiomycetes, Ceraceosorales, Ceraceosoraceae. The coding region runs from base 235 to 2424 and encodes 729 amino acids. The transcript has 4 exons. The record is from RefSeq and is a predicted model, not a curated record. Gene Ontology annotation, cellular component: anaphase-promoting complex.
GCACAAGCAGCUCAUAGCAGGCGCGUUGUUGUGGAGGAAUUCCCCGACGCGCUUGAACGCGCGCCGCGCCGCGCUGCUCUUCCUCUGCCUCUGCCUCUGCAUUCUCUUGCCCACCUCAUCGCCUACUAAGGCAUUCGUGUGCGACAACACCUCGACUUGGUGUGUACCGUAGAGCCUUCUCAUCUUCCCGCAGUCACCGACGCCACGGUCGAAUCAACAUCGUUGCGGUCGAACAUGGCGAUGGAUUUGGUGGCAUCGGCCAGGCUGCACUGGCAAGAUUGUCUUGCCCAGCAGUCGGCACAGGCAGGUCCAAGCAGCAUACAACCACACCUCAAUCACCUCAUCGUCGAGAGGCGCAAGCAGGAAUCGCAGCUGAGCGACGCGCUAGAGCUCCUCCAUCAAUCGUUGACAGAAGCCGCUGCACAUCGACAAGACCAGAAAGCGUGGAGCAUCUGCAGCUCAUCAUUGGCAGAGGUGGCACCACGCAUUGCCGCUCUAGCUAGCGACAAUGCUCGCUUUCCUCGGGGCGCUCAUGCGUCAUCACGCGCAGCCGACGAUCAGCUCAGAGCGACUUUGAAACGCCAUUGGCAGCUUUUCGAGAGAUCGGUAGCAUGCGAGCUGCUGACAGAGCAGCAACUCGAGGCAAGCAGGGGUGCGCAUCUUCCCGUGAUUCCUCUGCUGCGCUCCUUAUCUGCCGUUGACGAGUUGGAGCUGGAAGAUCUGGCGAGGAGCGCAGCUGAGCAUGCCCUCGCACAGGCCAUGCAGCACCUGCUCCAACAUCACCCUUCAAUCCGGGCGAGGCGAACCAGGCGAGCACCGACAGACGAGUCCAUCUACCACCAAGCACGUCUUGCUGCCGCAAAGCACGCGGUCAAGCAGUGCACAGCACGAGUCAAGCAAUAUAUGCGGUCCAGCAAUAAGAACUUCCUUGCAACGAUUGAAAGCGAACUGGCAGAGGUGGCCACAGACAUGCUUCGUGAGGCGCGCAUCUCUCAACUCUUCGACAUCCUAACCCGCUUUCCAGCUUCGACGCCAGCCUUGAGCGAUCUGCGCGAUGUGCUCAGAACGACUGAGCAUAAAGAAGAUGUUUGGCUCGACCUAUCGCUCAGCUUGCAGGACCGGCUCCUGCACCCAGGAGCACCCACUGCUCAGAUUGUUCAGCUGUACGUCUACCUCAUCAGGGGCCUUCGCAUCGUUGACUCUUCCGGUCUCAUCUUGUCUCACGUGAUAGGAGAAGUACGAAGGUACCUGCGAGCAAGGCCCGAUACCAUCAACGUACUCAUCAGCGCUUUGCUGGGAACGGACGAAAGGUUUGCCAUGCUAAGAGAAGAUAUGGGGCUGGGGGAGAGCGGUCAGACGAAUGAGGAUGACGAUAAUAGUCAACUGAUUCCACACGUCUCUCGAGCUCCCGCAAAAGAUGCGCUUGUCGGAGCGACGCUGGCCGCAUCCGCCCUAAACCAGAUGCCCAAAAAUUGGUCAGAUCCCAAUUGGGAGCCAAGGCCAAUCAAUGCUGGUCCUGACUACAGGCUGGGCACCUCUUACGACGUCGUACAGAUGCUGGUAGGCAUCUUUGAGGAUCGCAGCAGGUUUGUGAACGCUUUAGAGGUCAGCACCGCAAAGGGACUCUUGGAUGUCAAAGGGUACGACACGGUGAAACAGCUCGAGACGAACUUGAUUCUCAAGCGACGCUUUGGCGAUGUCCUGCUUUCGCGCUGCGACACUAUGCUCGAUGACGUAGUGAAUUCGAAACGUACAGACAGCAACAUUCAUGCCAACAUCCUACCGCCCGUCGCAAGUCGAGAUCACUUUGGGCGAUUGAUGCCAAAUCCGUCUCCUCGGACGUCGAGCUUUUCAGAACCCGUAGAGCCAACAACGCAUGUCACGCACCCGCUCAUAUACUCUAGACAAUUCUGGCCGGAUCUGGAGCGCGGACCUCAAUCGGUGACGAUGGGCAGCGCUCAGCAAGGAAACGAUAGUCAGGUGCCGCACAUCCCGCUGCCACCCUCUGGGCUGAGCUUGCUCACCUUUCCGCCGGAGAGCGUUUUGGGCAAGAGUCUGGAGACGUACGGAACGGCGUACAAGAAGGCGAAGACGAUGCGAAAGGUGCAGUGGCUCAAUAGCAGAGCCACGGUGGAUCUCAGCUUGGAGAUGGACGACGGAAGACGAAUCGAGAUCGAAGCGGUCGACGUGCUGUAUGCUGCUACGAUCGAAUGGGUCGCAAGCUUGGCCGGAACAAGCACUGCAUUGACGCUUUCCAACCUGGGUUUGGCACUGGGUGUGGACCACGCCGCGGCUGAGAAGGCUGUGCGAUUCUGGUGCGAUCGUUGCAUCUUGCGAGAGGGUCGCGAUGCGGGCGAGAUCAGCGAGGACACGUUUGUGGUGGUGGAGAACGUAGAUGCAUCCGAAGAGGGCGCAAAUGUUUGAUCUCUGCCGCUCUUGCUCACCUUUCUCUGCUACAGCGCCAAGGAGUCUAUCAUGUGUAGUUGUAUUUCAAAUCACGACGCAGCAGGCCAACACAAAUUGCACCUACAGUAGCGGUGCGAUCGUGCAAGACCGCCAGCGCGCCAGCGCUAGUACGUCGCUCGCUCUGAUUUGGUACGCGAC